AGCAACAUGGCUGAUGGUACCUACAGCCACGUUAUCAACAAAGUCACAUUUAUCUAACAAUGAAAUCCACUGAGGAAGCAUGUCACACUGGUGUUGUUGUUGUGCACGUGCAGCAGGUGGUUUAUCUGUGAGAUUGUUUUCUCUCCUGGAGGAUCCUUAACCUCUCCUCCUCCUCCCACGCAGACCUCCCAGGUCUCCUCUCCGCCGGAGGCUUCAUGGACGCGCACAAUCCGCUUGAUAGUAAAACGGGAGAUUCUGCAACAGUGAAACUGCUGAGAGGAUCUUCAGUGUGUGGGCAACACUAGUUCACUAUCGGCUGCGUGGUGGAGCGCGAGGCAUCCGCAUGACGGUGUGAGGAGCGUCUUGGACAGAGAGCGUCGUCAGUGAGGACAAGUGAAGACGGAAGGAUCUCAUGAAGGAUCUCAUGACGGCUCCACACAACUAAAGGCACAACACAGGUUUCCCACGAGACCUGCCUCCUGGACCAGGUGCUGGAGUUGAUUAUGAGCGAGAAGCCCCCCAACAGUGCAAGCCUUUUCCUAAACGAGGACGCGGACAAACCCCCCCUUCCAGAGAGAGGAGACUUGAGGAGACGCCUACGCAGGGCCAUGGAGAAGAGAGCCAGCAGCAUGAAGGAGAGGAUGAGCUCCAUCGGUCGGGACAGCGUCAAAGGUUUCCUCAAGAGGAACCUGUUUGUUCUGUUCACAGUCGCCGCCGUGGCUCUGGGUGUAGUCCUGGGCUUUGCUCUACGCCCCCACAACCUGUCCCUGAGGGAUAUCAAGUACUUUUCCUUUCCAGGGGAGCUGCUGAUGAGAAUGCUCAAGAUGCUGGUGCUGCCUCUCAUCGUCUCCAGUCUGGUCACAGGUAUUUCCUCCUUGGACAGCAAAGCGUCAGGUAAGAUGGGUAUGCGUGCGGUCGUCUACUACAUGGUGACCACCCUGAUCGCUGUGUUCAUCGGCAUCGUCAUCGUGGUCAUCAUCCAGCCGGGGAAAGGCAGCAGGGACAGUCCGAUGGCCAAAGGUGGAAACAUAGAGCCGAUUCAGGCUGCGGAUGCUUUCCUGGAUCUCAUCAGGAACAUGUUUCCUCCCAAUCUGGUCGAGGCUUGUUUCAUGCAGUAUAAGACUGCGUACAAGAAGACUGUGCACAUCAGGAACGUGACCGUAGCCCUGAACCUCACCGACUCUCUCAACAUGACGGAGUCCACCCUGAGCGUGAACCUCAGCAGGGUGCUGCACACCAUACAGGAGACGGUGGAGGAGACGGUGCCUGUGUCCGGCUCCUCCAGCGGAGUGAACGCUCUGGGUCUGGUGGUUUUCUCCAUGUGCUUCGGGCUGGUCAUCGGCAGCAUGAAGCAGCAGGGUCAGGCUCUCAGGGACUUCUUCGACUGCAUGAAUGAAGCCAUCAUGAGGCUGGUGUCCAUCAUCAUCUGGUACGCUCCAGUCGGCAUCAUGUUCCUGAUUGCGGGGAAGAUGGUGGAGAUGAAGAAUCUGGCAGAGGUGGGCGGCCAGCUGGGGAUGUACACCAUGUCGGUCAUCGUGGGUCUCCUCAUCCACGGCCUCUUUGUCCUGCCACUGCUCUACUUCCUGGUGACCAAGAAGAAUCCCUACAUCUUUAUCGGUGGCCUGCUGCAGGCGCUCAUCACUGCUCUGGGAACCUCCUCUAGCUCUGCCACCCUGCCCAUCACUUUCCGCUGUCUGGAGGAGAACAACCGUGUGGAUAAACGAGUGACGCGCUUCGUCCUCCCUGUGGGGGCCACCAUCAACAUGGAUGGCACCGCCCUCUACGAGGCUGUGGCAGCCAUCUUCAUUGCCCAAGUCAACGACAUGGACCUAAACUUUGGGCAGAUUCUCACCAUCAGUAUCACGGCAACGGCUGCCAGCAUCGGAGCAGCAGGCAUCCCUCAGGCUGGCCUGGUUACCAUGGUGAUCGUAUUGACAUCGGUGGGACUGCCCACGGAGGACAUAACACUGAUCAUCGCUGUGGAUUGGUUCCUGGACCGCUUGCGCACCACCACCAACGUGCUGGGGGACUCGCUCGGGGCGGGCAUCGUGGAGCACCUUUCUCGUGCAGAGCUGCAGAGUCAGGACGCUGAGGUGUGCAACUCUGUAAUCGAGGAGAACGAGAAGCCCUACCAGCUGAUCUGUCAGGAAAACGAUUCACUCAACCACCGCAACAGUGAGACCACAAUGUGAAGACAAGAGCUGCACCCUUAAGGGCUCAAUGUACCAUUUUUAGUGAGAAGGUUGGCAUUCGAUGGUGCAGUCCUAGAAAAUAAUAGUGCAGGGUCAACUCAGCCAGUGCUUGGGGUACCAAGAUCAUGUUUGCAGUUUCAGACGAAAUCUUUCCUUCAAAUACAAAAAAGUUCUCUUUGAAAGGAGGAGUUGCAUGAUGACAGGAAAUAAGUAUACAUGCCAACAAUCAGAUGUAUUUUGAACUGCAGUGCCAGUUAUAUGUUUGAUGACUGUUUUACAUCAAUGUCCGGCAACACUUGAAAGUCAUUUUCAAAGAUUUGUAUCAUGUAUGAUCCAUUCAGUCAAAGCAACAUAAGCUUUUUACCUUACAGAGUAUUAUCGUAGAGAAACACCACCAUUCAUAAAUACAAAGUAAACCAGAUUAUAUGUAAAUCUGCAUAAUUUGGCUAUUUCCGUUGCAUGACUUAACACUUAAUACAUAUAUUUAUUAACACUUAGUCAUCCUCAUUACGACUACCUCUAACAACACUUAGAUCUGGAGCUUCACUUCUACUCACAGAAAUACUCAAUGGAGCAAACCAGCAGGAUGUAAAUAUAUCAGUCUUAGUUUUGAAUAUGUUUUAUGUUAUUUAAAUUUGCUUGCACAAGUUAUUUGUACACUUUUGAAUGUACUUGACAGUGGAGGAUGAUGUGAAGGAGAAUCUUUGCUACUUAUUAUUUUGAAGUUGAUCUACUUCUAGUGACUUGGUAGAACGUUUUCCACUCUUUCUUAUGAAUAUUAUAUUGGUGUGUAUUUCCUGUAUUUCUCUGGUGCUAUUGCUUAAAUGAUGGGUGAUGGACUGUUCUGCUACACAGUACUCUCACAGAAGUACCUGAAGUUAUACUGUUUCUUUUUACUCCAAACAAAUAUUCAGUUAUUUUAGUAGAAAUAUCAAACAAGAGAAUCAUCUAUUUGUGUUUCUUCUUUAAACAUUCUUUAAGCAUUUUUUAUUCAGAUUUCUGAUUUAUAAAGUAAAAACAAGUUUCCAGACUUUGAACAAUGUGCUUUCCCAUCAGAACAUUAUGACACCUGCCUGUCUGUGUUUCUUUUGUCAUAUUAUCAACAUUUAAUUUAGUUUUAUUUAUUUAUUGACUGGAAUUAUACAGUAUAUUGCAAGCUAAUGAUGGAUUUAUUGUCUUGUGAAAUGGUACUGUGAAGAAAGUUUUGAAGAAUUUAAUGUAAAGUUGCUUUAUACCUUUUGGUGUUGAUUGUUUUAGAGGAAAGUGUAGUUGUGUGGUUCUGAAAGUUAAAAGUUAUUUACCUUCUAAAGGUCUGAAUGUGUCACAGUGAUGCUCAUUAAGAGGUUUGACUUUAGUUUUGAAGCUCGAUGUUAUUUCAGUAAAAGGCUCAACAGUUUGAUGGACAGCUUAUGGAAAGAAUGUGACAAAUAAAUGGCUCAGGAAUUGAA
This is a messenger RNA of Cottoperca gobio, 3640 nucleotides long. RefSeq names its product solute carrier family 1 member 6 (gene slc1a6). Gene Ontology annotation, biological process: L-glutamate transmembrane transport. The record is from RefSeq and is a predicted model, not a curated record. Gene Ontology annotation, cellular component: plasma membrane. The transcript is spliced from 12 exons. Gene Ontology annotation, molecular function: neutral L-amino acid transmembrane transporter activity; glutamate:sodium symporter activity; L-glutamate transmembrane transporter activity. The coding region runs from base 504 to 2192 and encodes 562 amino acids. Lineage: Eukaryota; Metazoa; Chordata; Actinopteri; Perciformes; Bovichtidae.